This is a messenger RNA of Cajanus cajan (pigeon pea), 578 nucleotides long. RefSeq lists its product as uncharacterized. NCBI's taxonomy places the organism in Eukaryota, Viridiplantae, Streptophyta, Magnoliopsida, Fabales, Fabaceae. The record is from RefSeq and is a predicted model, not a curated record.
UUUGUAAACUAAAUACACUUUUUUGUAGCUCUUUGGUGGGAGAGUUACAGUGGAAGAGGUAAAGAGUUACAAAAAGUGGCCAUGAGAAUUUUGAGUCUUACAUAUAGUGUCACUGGAUGUGAGAGAAAUUGGAGUACAUUUGACCAAGUGCAUACUAAGAGAAGAAAUCGAUUGGAGCAACAAAGAUUAAAUGCACUUGUAUAUGUCAAAUAUAAUCUUCAACUUGAGAUGAGGCAAAAUAGUAGAGAAGAGAAUGGAGAUACCUAUGAUCCCAUAUGUUUGUCAGAUAUUGAAUCCGAUGAUGAGUGGAUCACCGAAAAGGAGAAUCCUUGCUUGCCUAUUGAUGCCUCAUGGAUGGAUGUACAUGAGUGCUUUGGUGUUGAUGAGGGAGCUCCAAAGAAGAAAAGAAAGAGAGGUCCAAGAAACUUGAAUGCCAAGAUUGGUAAGGGAAAAUCAAUAAUAGAAGAUGAGGAUGAAAUUGAAGAUAAUGAAGAAGAAGAACUUUUGAUAUUAGAAGAUGAAGAUGACUUGAGUGAUGUAGAUCUUGGGGUUGGAGAUGAUGAAUGAUCUUGGAUAGG